CAACCGUCAAAUACCUAUAACAGAGUGCUGUAAAAGUGUUUGUUUUCAUGUUCGUGAGUGUGAUAAUGAUACUUAAAAUCUUCUGACAAUGGGUGAAAGUUCCAUGUCGCGGACCACAGGCUCCGUGGUGCUACAAGUGGGGGCACUCGAGCUGCUAGCCAGAUAUUCUAUGAACAAUGGACGAGCGACGAGCGUGCUGUCCUCGCUGCACGAGUUCAGAGUACAAGAGGCCGAGCAGGUUGGCGGCAAGCAGUGGAAUUGGAAGUACUUGAGGGAUCAAUUCGACCAAAAAGACUUAGAAGGUCUAUAUAGAAAAUAUGACGACAAAUUAAGGGAAUCGCUCAUCUAUAUUUAUAUAUCGUUGUUAGUGUUUUUUUCAACGACCCACAUUGGUUUAGUAAUUAUUAGUACGUACUCAGAGCAGGUGUUAUGGAAAUCAACGUAUUUAUCUUUUGCAAUGUACAUAUUACGGAUUGCGGUGCCAAUGCUGUUUUUGUGCAAAUGCUUCUACAACCCGUUGAAGCAAAGGUGUUUCUGGAUACCCAUUUUUGUAACGUUUGUCAUCACGCUUGACCUCGUGUUCACCGACAUUGCAGUACCAAUAUUUAGUUACUAUGAGGGAAUGACGCUACGACCUGCCUACUCCACGAUGGCACUCCUCUCGAUAUACAUCUUUCUCCCCAUGAGGAACAACUUCCUCGCCAUCCUCCUCGGUGUUCUAGUCAGCGUCAUAUACGUAUUUAUCUUCACCUUUAUCACCUAUAUUGAGGAUCCACGGAUACAGGUAGUGGUGGCUUCAGAUACACUGUACCUUAUCGGCGUGAACCUGAUGGGCGUAUACUUCAGGCUUAUGAACGAGAUAGUGACGAGGCGGUCGUUCCUCGACCGUCGGGCUUGCGUUGAGAGUACGCUACGGUUGAAAUUCGUCAAAGAUCAGGAAGAGCGCCUCAUGUUGAGCAUCAUUCCGGAGCACAUAGUAUCGAGAGUUCGUCAAGAUAUUCGUACCAUGUUUCUUGGUAUACAGUCUCAUACUGUAUGCUACACUAUGAGAUCAUUCAACCAAUUGUACGUGGAAGAGCACGAUAACGUGAGCAUUCUUUAUGCGGAUGUCGUAAAUUACACCAUGAUAUCGACCACGCUAUCGCCAAUGCGGAUGGUGGAGCUUCUGAAUGAGUUAUUCGGCAGAUUUGAUGAAGCAUCUGAGGAGUUUGAUGUUCUUCGCAUAAAGUUCUUAGGCGACUGCUACUACUGUGUUAGUGGCAUCCCGAAGCCCACAACCCAACACGCCAAAAACUGCGUAGAUUUAGGCCUCGAUAUGAUUCACAUCAUUAAGGACGUUAGAGAGAAGCGAUCAUUGAACAUCGACAUGAGAAUCGGGGUUCACUCUGGACGGAUCCUAAGUGGAUUAAUAGGCAUGAGAAAGUGGCAAUUCGAUAUAUGGUCCAAAGAUGCUACUAUAGCUAAUAAGAUGGAGUCUACGGGGAAAGCAGGAAAAGUUCACGUGACUAAACAAACCCUGGAAUUAUUGAUAGACUACGCUAGAGAAUACAUAAUAGAACCUAACUUUGAAUCUCAAAAUGAUCAGUUUAUUAUAGAAAAUAAAUUAGAAACAUUUUUACUCUCGAGGCCAGACAGAACUAUUACAGAAUACAAGCCGUACCGUAGAGCAUCAGUUGGAUUCAGCAAAAUGAUUAAAAAGAGACGGUCGGAAAAUAAAAACCAAUCCAAUUAUCGGAGAACCACAACUUUUAUGGAUGAAAAUUUGGUAGAAUAUCAACAGAUGUUAAAAGCAGCCGACGCACAAAUGGCAAAGGAAAUCGAAGAUAUGACCAGUGGCAAGGAGCAUUUCAAAAAAGAAUCAAAACUGAACAGAUUUACGUUGAUGUUCGAAAACUACAAACUUGAGAAGACAUUUUUAUUACUACCGGACCCACUUUUCAAGUAUUACAUCACAUGCUGUCUCGUCAUAUCUUUACUGAUAGCAUUCGUAAAUGCAUUGACUACCGACUGGUAUUGCUGUUUUCUCUGGUACACAUUUGUCGCCAUCCUUUUUCUCAUAGGGGGCCUUAUAAUCAUGCAGCCGCUAACUUGGUUUCAAUUUUUCUGGAACAAAUAUAAAGGACUGGAACAACCUCGGAAUCGCUUCCUACGUAGGAUAUACGAUAUAUCGGAGAGUAUUACCAGAUCAGCAAAACUAAGGACAGCAAUAUAUUUGCUUAUCAGUUUCUCGUUAGCUGCAACUUCUAUGGUCAGUGUGAUCGAAUGCAUAGAAGUUAAAACCGACGACCCUGAUGUUCAAGCAGUCACCGUUUUGUCGAACUGUUAUUCUUCGUGGCACGUGACACAAUGUUGGGGUUUAGCUUUACUACUAAACUUUUUGUUUAGCAGAGUAUUUUUCAUUUUUAAAUGGAUCGUGGCUGGUGGAAUGACCAUGUUUUACCUGUGGGUAGUGUGGGAAAUGAAAACCUCAUUUUUCGCAGAAGAUGCUACAUUUAAUGUGGGAUUGGAUCCCCGGGUAUCUCACACACUAUCCGUCGUUUUUAUAACCAUCACAUUAUAUUUCAUAGAUAGAACCACUGAGUAUAGGAACAGACUAGAUCACUUGUGGCAGUUGCAGCUUACAGAGGAACAACACGAAGCUGAGACUAUGCUAAAGGUUAACAAUAUGCUUCUAGAAAACAUAUUGCCGGCACACGUAGUUCAAGUAUACUUGGAUUUAAAUAGAUCUAUAGACGAACUUUACUACGAAAAAUAUGAUAACGUGGCGGUAAUGUUUGCGUCUCUGACAGACUACAAACUGGGCAUUGAAGAAAACUCAGACGAUAAACUAAUGUUAAGUAUAUUGGAUGAAGUGAUAUCAGAUUUCGAUAGACUCCUUCUGACGGGCACAUCAGUGUACAAAGUGGAAAAGAUUAAAAUGGCUGGAUGGACGUACAUGGCCGCCUGCGGUUUGGAUCCUAACAGGAGAGAAUCAAUAGACGACUCUUAUCAUGACCGCCAACAGAAUACUCCUUACAGCCGUGCGAUAGUUAUCACCAUGGUCGAGUUUGCUGCUGCAAUGAUGAUGCAAUUACAAAAUUUUAACCGUGGAUCGUUCCAGUGUUUCGAAGGACUGAAUCUGCGCAUUGGUAUCUCUAACGGAGAAGUUGCAGCUGGCGUAGUUGGUUCUAAUAAACCAUUGUACGAUAUUUGGGGACAUGCAGUCAACAUGGCUUCGCGGAUGGAUUCCACGGGUUUAACUGGCAAAAUCCAAGUGACAGAAGAAACAGCAAUUAUUCUGGAAGAGUGUGGAAUUGUAACGAUGGUUCGCGGUGAGACAUUUGUCAAGGGAGCUGGCUACAUCAAAACGUUUUUCGUUCCACUUGACGAAAAUUACGACUUAGUUAAAAGGGACUUGUGUACAGGUUACCGAAAUCGACACUACAGUGCGCGCAAUAUCACCUCGUCAGAAUCCGACUAUGAUCCUGAUUUACCUGUUAAUAAUACUAGACAGCUGUCUGGUAAUAGCGGUAGGCAGCUGUCAGUUAAUAGCGAAAAACAGAAUUCAGUCAAUAGCGAUGGUAACUUUGAAGUAUCGUCGAUCAUCGAAGAUAUAGAAGACGAAAACGACACCGAAAUUCUUACUAGCGUAACAUCAAGUAAUUCUAUUAGUGAUGAUAUCAUAUCAAUGUACAGUGAUACAUAUUCAGACUCCGAAAAUGAAGUUAUGGAAACUCGUUGUUGAUAUUUUGUAGUAAUCUCGUGAAAAAACGUACUGUCUUACUUAAUGUCUAAAGUCUAUGAUCCGAAAGGAUCUACCACAUGGAAAAAACGGGUCUUCGAUUAGAAAACUAGAAUGUCUCAU
Cydia strobilella is the source of this 3844-nucleotide messenger RNA. RefSeq names its product adenylate cyclase type 2-like. Gene Ontology annotation, biological process: adenylate cyclase-activating G protein-coupled receptor signaling pathway; cAMP biosynthetic process; adenylate cyclase-inhibiting G protein-coupled receptor signaling pathway. The coding region runs from base 89 to 3724 and encodes 1211 amino acids. The record is from RefSeq and is a predicted model, not a curated record. Gene Ontology annotation, molecular function: adenylate cyclase activity. NCBI's taxonomy places the organism in Eukaryota, Metazoa, Arthropoda, Insecta, Lepidoptera, Tortricidae. The transcript has 19 exons. Gene Ontology annotation, cellular component: plasma membrane.